AUGGUGCGAGAGCCGGAGCAGGGGGGUGGGCGCUGGCCCCAGCCAGUAGAGAAGUGGGGUCAAUGGACGCUUACCAUGCCCGGCCAUUAUGCCCUAAGACUGGCAUGUGUUCUUCCACAGAUUGUCUUCUACGAGGACAAGAACUUCCAGGGCCGCCGCUAUGAGUGCGACAGCGACUGCUCAGACUUCCACACCUACCUGAGCCGCUGCAACUCCAUCCGGGUGGAGAGUGGGGCCUGGGUGGUGUACGAGAGGCCCAACUACAUGGGCUACCAGUAUGUCCUGACCAGGGGGGAGUACCCAGAGUACCAGCGCUGGAUGGGACUCAACGACCGCCUCAGCUCCUGCAAGAUGAUCCACUUUACCAGUGGGACCCAGUACAAGAUGCAGCUCUAUGAGAAGGCAGACUUCGGGGGCCAGGCCUACGAGGCCACAGAGGACUGCCCCUCCCUUCUGGAGAAGUUCCGCUGGAGGGAAGUCAACUCCUGCAAGGUCUUCGACGGCUGGUGGGUUUUCUAUGAGCACCCCAACUACCGUGGACGCCAGUACUUCCUGGAGAAGGGGGAAUACCGCAAGCCUGGCGACUGGGGUGCUGCCAGUCCUACAGUCCAGUCCUUCAGGCGCUUCACCGAAUGA
This is a messenger RNA of Toxotes jaculatrix (banded archerfish), 636 nucleotides long. RefSeq names its product crystallin, gamma S2 (gene crygs2). The coding region runs from base 1 to 636 and encodes 211 amino acids. The record is from RefSeq and is a predicted model, not a curated record. Gene Ontology annotation, molecular function: structural constituent of eye lens. Gene Ontology annotation, biological process: visual perception; lens development in camera-type eye. NCBI's taxonomy places the organism in Eukaryota, Metazoa, Chordata, Actinopteri, Toxotidae. The transcript has 3 exons.